UUACCCACCACCCCCUCCUCCCCUUCGGAGCCGUCGACAAGGAAGACAGUAGGGCGAUUUGUGUUUUUAACCUUUCUCACUCGAAACACAUUUAGCUAGCCAUGGAUGAUUUUGAUAUGCUCAGCGCCCCUCAGGGAAGCGCAGGGAACGGCGUGGGAGGAGACGAGGACCCAGCGGCGGCUUUCCUGGCCCAGCAGGAGAGUGAGAUCGCGGGCAUCGAGAAUGACGAGGGCUUCAGCAUCCUGGACAGCGGAGAGGUUCCUUCAUCCUUCAGCCAAGAGGACGGUGGAGCACUGAAUGGAGAUCUACAUGGGGAAAGCAAUGGUCCUUCAGAUGUGUAUGCAGCCAUCUCCAGCGUAGACCGUUUGCAGGCCGAGCCGGAGAGCUUGCGGAAGUGGAGAGAGGAGCAGCGUGAGAGGUUGGAGCAGCUCGAUGCUAACUCACGUGAACAGGAGGCAGAAUGGAAGAAGAAGGCAAAGUUGGAGCUGGAUGAGUGGCACACUAGGCAGAACGAGCAGCUGGAGAAGACCAAAGUAAACAACAGGGUGCUGGAUGAGGAUUUCUACAAACAACCCGUCGCUGAUCUGAUUGGUUAUGUCACUCACAUUAACCAUCCUUGCUACCGCCUAGACCAUGGAGAGGCUAUUGCAAACCAACUGGACAGAGACUACGACAGCGGAAAAGGGGCGGCCGAGGAAGCCAUGGUGUCGGAGCUGGACGAGAACAGCCCUGGCACAGAAUGGGAGCGUGUGGCACGCCUUUGUGACUUCAACCCCAAGUCCAGCAAGCAGGCCAAGGACAUCUCCCGCAUGCGCUCUGUCCUUAUCUCCCUCAAACAGUCACCGCUCGUCCGCUAGGCUCCAACUCAAGUCCCUGCAGCCAUUGGAUCUUGUGACAUUCCUUUUGUUUGUGAAUUCCUUUGGCUGUGGCCCCAUCCCAUCAUGGUUUAGAGAUCCAUUUCCAUAUAUAAAUAAUCUAUAUUAUAUUACAUAAUAUGAUAUGGGUAUAUCUAUAUAUGUUUAUAUAUUUCAUCUAUAAAUAUAUACAUAUAUAUAACGAUGUUCAGAUUGUUUUUAUUUUUUUGGUGUCUAUUUUAAGGACCAAACUCCAUAUUGUCUUCAUUUUUUCAUGUAGAGACUGUGUGUGACGUUGUGACACUAUCAAUCUAUGCAUUUCCCUUGUUAAACUGUUCAGGAAAGAAGUACUACAUGUCUUGUGUAUGUUGUAUAUGGAUAUAUCCUGUGUGUUUAUGUAACUAUGUACAUAAAGACUGGCCCUCUAUACACUUAAAUAUGUGAGAGAAUGGCACAAGUUGUAGAAGAACAGAGCUGUACCCUAGUAAAUGUUGCCUCAUGUUCUCCAUUCUGUUUCAGUAUGAUUAAACACAUUUGAAAUGUCAAGAGUCUGAGUAUCUAUCCCAAUAGAAAAAAUAAAUCUUUUUAAGGUUGUUUUUGUUAACAUAUGUUAAAGUAGUUAACAUGAACUCAAAGUUUGCAAUAAUUUUUCCAGCACUUUUAAAAAAUGUAAUGUUAUUUUUAAGUUUAUAAGUUGUACUUUAUAUGUUAAAAUUAAUGCAUUAUGAC
Messenger RNA from Xyrauchen texanus (razorback sucker), 1583 nucleotides. Its product is annotated as clathrin light chain A-like. The coding region runs from base 102 to 857 and encodes 251 amino acids. Lineage: Eukaryota; Metazoa; Chordata; Actinopteri; Cypriniformes; Catostomidae. The record is from RefSeq and is a predicted model, not a curated record. Gene Ontology annotation, molecular function: structural molecule activity; clathrin heavy chain binding. Gene Ontology annotation, biological process: clathrin-dependent endocytosis; intracellular protein transport; clathrin coat assembly. The transcript has 8 exons. Gene Ontology annotation, cellular component: clathrin coat of trans-Golgi network vesicle; postsynaptic endocytic zone cytoplasmic component; synaptic vesicle membrane.